This is a messenger RNA of Oikopleura dioica, 327 nucleotides long. NCBI's taxonomy places the organism in Eukaryota, Metazoa, Chordata, Appendicularia, Copelata, Oikopleuridae. The record is from the annotation of a GenBank genome assembly.
AUGUCUUCAGUUGAAAACCUACCAGUCCCUGUUGAAGAAAUACCUUCGUCUGACGUAAUCAUUACCUCAGAAGACGUUCCAACUUCCACCCAAGAUGUUUCAGUCACCCUUCAAGACCCGGAAAAUCAGAAGGAAAAUAUAUCCCAAGCUGGGCCAAUUUCCGUCGAAAGCAAAGAAACAGAGGCUCAAGAUUCUCCCACAUCGACAGAUCUGGGCUUGUUAGAGAUGACAACUCCAGUAGUGUCUGUUCCAGAGGAAGAAACAGCAAAGGACGAAAGCCAAAACGAAGAUUCUGCAACUGAUCAACUGCUUGAUUUUCUUUCGUGA